GCUGGAAUGCAAGUCUGGGAAUAUAAUUUCAUAUAUAGAGGAAUUGCCCAGAUCUAAAUUUUAAUUAUAUCAAGGUAGUCUUGAAAUUAACAACAGCUAAACAGAAAAACAUUGCCAAAAAAUUUCGAAAAUUAUUAUAAACUGUGAAAAUGAUUCAGAUCAAAAAGGUUUUUUGCCUUCUGGAGCUAAAAUGGGGUAUGUUACUUAUUGGGAUCGUGGAAUUAAUACUGUGUUCUAUUCUCGGUGGGGUGUGCAGAGGAAUGCACGUGGAUGUGGUUUACUAUCUCAGCUUGAUUGUCUCCAUUCUUCACAUUGUGGCCUGCGUCCUGCUAAUUGUUUCCAUUUUCGAGCCUAAGAAAGGGCUGGUUAUUCUCUACUUGAUAACUGGUAUCAUACGCUUAAUUGUCCUUAUAGUGGGCAUAAUUUGGUUGAUCUGUUACGGUUUAGGUAAUAAGGUACAUAAUUACCAACCAAUCCACACAGAAUCCAUUAUUGUCAUGAUCAUAUCUUUGGUUCUCACCGUGUACUUUUGGCUAUGCGUCUACUCAUGGUUCAAGAAACUCGGUGGCUCUACCCCAGUGGAUUAAUAAGUCGACCAUCCUUGGAACUUGACAAACCAUUCUCAAUAGCCAAUACUCGUCGAAAUUCAAUUGAAGUCUAAUAUUUUCUAUAAUUAAAUUAAGCAGUCCUCGAAAUAUGUUCUUUAUGUUUCUAGUAUCCUGCACUCGAUCAGGAAAAACACUUAUUCGUUAGAUGACACUCUGCCAAUAGCAGAGUCGACUAUACUGUCGACUGAGGAAAUACAUAAGCAGAGUCACAUCCGUACCCCAACGCCA
Drosophila miranda is the source of this 836-nucleotide messenger RNA. RefSeq lists its product as uncharacterized. NCBI's taxonomy places the organism in Eukaryota, Metazoa, Arthropoda, Insecta, Diptera, Drosophilidae. The record is from RefSeq and is a predicted model, not a curated record. The coding region runs from base 150 to 587 and encodes 145 amino acids. The transcript has 4 exons.